AUGGCUUCAUCGGUUCUUACGAUAAUUGCUAUACUAGCAUGUGCAUUCAGUUUUGUUGACGCCAACCCCAAUCGGAAAAUCUGCGUUGUCAAAGGCGGGCAAAGCAAGGAUAUAGAUGAUGCUCCGGCAAUCUUGCAUGCCUUCAAAGAAUGCGGUCAGCAUGGAAAGGUUCUUUUCAACCCUCAAACCUACUAUGUCAACUCGGUCAUGAAUGUAUCUUGGCUGAAGGAUGUUGAUAUUGAUAUCCAUGGGACGCUUGAAUGGAGCACGAACAUAACGUACUGGUUGAACAACUCGAUGCAAGUUGGCUAUCAGAAUCAGUCAACAGCAUUUAUAAUUGGUGGUGAUAAUGUGCGAAUAAAUGCCUUUGGAACGGGUACAUUCAAUGGAAACGGUGACGACUGGUACAAAUGGAUUAGACAACAGGAAAACACGUCCAAUUACCCAGGUCGUCCUCAUGCUUUGACGUUGAGCCGCCUCACAAAUUCGGCCAUUCACGGGCUCAGAUUCCUGCGAAGCCAGAUGUGGACAAUGUCGAUCAUCCACUCUCACAACUUGGUUCUCGAUAGUAUCUUUAUUAACAAUACGGCGAAUACCGAUGGUGCCGAUACCAUUUACUCGUCUCAUGUUGUUUUCAAUAACUGGACCGUUUACAAUGGCGAUGACAGCAUUUCUCUGAAAGCAAAUAGUACUGAUAUAACGAUAAGAAAUUGCAAAUUCAGGAAUGGUCUCGGCAUUGCCAUAGGAAGCAUUGGGCAAUACAACGAUCAAUUCGAAACCAUUGAGAGAGUUUCUGUCAACAAUAUUGACUACGAAAAUACAUUGCAUGCGUUCUAUGUGAAAACAUGGACAGAUGACCAGAAUGGUUAUCCACCCAAUGGAGGUGGGGGUGGAUUGGGCUACCUAUCUGGCGUGGAAGUCACAAAUCUGAAUGCAACGGGACUUCGCGGAGCUGCAUUUGCUGUUUCGCAAUGCACACGGUUUUCUGGAGCACCAGGUGUAGGCAAUUGCACAAACUCCCAAUUCCAGAUCAAGAACGUGGCGAUCAAAAAUCUUUCCGGUACUACCAAGUCGACAAGAGUGGCUAGUCUUCAAUGCAGUGCCGUUGCUCCGUGUUCCAACAUUACCAUCGCCGACGUGGACCUUCGCCUCGCCAAUAGCACGCUGGCAAGUGACUACCUAUGCGGAAACUUGAUCAAUCCGAUGGGUUUCACAUGUACGGGAGAUGUUUGUGUGGGUGGCAGUGCUACGGGAGAGUGCUAA
This is a messenger RNA of Penicillium manginii, 1263 nucleotides long. RefSeq names its product putative exo-polygalacturonase. NCBI's taxonomy places the organism in Eukaryota, Fungi, Ascomycota, Eurotiomycetes, Eurotiales, Aspergillaceae. The record is from RefSeq and is a predicted model, not a curated record. Gene Ontology annotation, molecular function: polygalacturonase activity. Bases 1 to 1263 code for a protein of 420 amino acids. The transcript has 6 exons. Gene Ontology annotation, biological process: carbohydrate metabolic process.